This is a messenger RNA of Gorilla gorilla gorilla (western lowland gorilla), 2567 nucleotides long. It is a transcript of the gene SNRPF, whose product is annotated as small nuclear ribonucleoprotein polypeptide F. Gene Ontology annotation, molecular function: RNA binding. The transcript has 4 exons. The coding region runs from base 2241 to 2501 and encodes 86 amino acids. The record is from RefSeq and is a predicted model, not a curated record. Gene Ontology annotation, biological process: spliceosomal snRNP assembly; mRNA splicing, via spliceosome. Gene Ontology annotation, cellular component: U1 snRNP; catalytic step 2 spliceosome; pICln-Sm protein complex. NCBI's taxonomy places the organism in Eukaryota, Metazoa, Chordata, Mammalia, Primates, Hominidae.
CAACAUAGCGAGACCCUAUCUCUACAAAAAAAAUUUAAAAAUUAGCUGGGUGUGGUGGUACAUGCCUGUGGUCCCAGCUACUCGGGAGGCUUAAGUGGGAGGAUCUCUUGAGCACAAGAGGUCAAGGCUGCAGUAAGCCAAGAUCUCACCUCUACAAUCCAGCCUGGGUGACAGAAUGAGACCCUGUCUCAAAUUAAAAAAAAAAAUUUAACAUGAAAAGAAAAACCAACCUUAAAUUCACUAUCUUUACAGAAUGUGUUUACUGUAGUAUUUCGUUUCACUUCACUGAGAAAACAGCUAAAGAGUCAGGCUUCUAAAAUACAUAUUGAGUCUUUGAAAGGUAGCUUCAUGAAGUAGAAAAAGCAGAGUUUUGAAACCCAGGUAUGUGGUCCUGAGCAAGCUAUGAGGCAGAAGAAUAGCGGCUGGAAGCAGGGAACCUAGGGCCCAUCCAUGCGGACUGGGUAUCAGAGGCAACUCCCAUUUCAACCCCUCCUUUUUCUGCGUGGCAGUUGAAAAGUGAAAGUACCUCUUAUUGGUCCCCUCCCGCAACCAAUCAGACUGGUUGUGGGCCAAUGGGCAACCUCUAGAAGGUAUUUAAACCCCAGAAAAUUCUGUAACCAAUGCUCUUGAGCCGCUUGCACCAGGCGGUGCCCACCCUGUAGAGUGUACUUUCAUUUAAAAUAAAUCUCUGCUUUCGCUGCCCUGCUUUGUUUGUGCGUUUUGUCCAAUUCUUUGUUGAAAACGCCAAGAACUCGGACAGCUACCCUCAACUGGUAACAGUUACCUGCUGGGCCUACUUACUCAUCUCUUACACGGGGCUGUCACCCCGAAUCAGACAGUAAGGUAAGAUUUCCACAAUUGUUGAAAAAGCCUGACACACAGUAGGAACUCAAAGUCUAUACAAAGACUUAAAGUUCAUAAAACAAUAGACAAACAGAGAAAUCCACUGAAAUUUAGGGUGAAUAAAUCUAAUAACUGUUUGGUAAAAACUACACUGACAAUCAUUGUCUGGUCAGUGUUCAACAUUUACGUGAAACACUGAGCUUUUACAAGGCCAAGCCCCGUUUUACGUUAAAUUCUCGCAACCACCCUGAGGAUGGUUCCGUUUUUAAAGCCGCGUUCCUGCCGAGGAAACAAUGGCCCUCGGGGUUAAGACACUGCCCAACACCGGCCGCGCCUGAUAGACGCAGGUUCCGAAUGCAGGCCCCCUCCAAAGUCUUGCCCACUGCUCCACAAUGCCUCAACACCCAACAUUUCAUCCUCAACUCCAAAUCCAUCUCUUCAGGGCCGCAAAAAAGCGUUACUUCCCAAACGGCGUGUUCUCCAAGAACUGCAUUUAGCAUUUCAGAUCAGAGUGAGCCGAACUCAAUAGGAUUACGACAAAAACUAGUGAGAUUCAGAUAACACCGUUACAUCGAAAGUUUUAAUCCGUGACAGAGGAAAUAUUGCUUACGCCCUUAGGUAAUUUCAAAUGCACGUAAGAAGGCCGUGCCGGUUUCUGCAGGCGAAGCAAAAGAAAGGUGGGGCCGGCGGGGUCGUGGGGCGGGGGUGGGGCAUGACACCGUAUCCCAGACGCAACUCGACCUCGUUUGCAAGAAAUUCUGUAUCCGACUCUCUUCAGUGCGUUUCGCCGCCCCUAGUCUAGUCUGGCUAGCCCCCAAUUCCUUUAAAAGGGGUUGAAACGGGUGUUGCAGAACAGAGAACACUCAGGUAGAAAGGGCCUGCGGCAGAGGCGCCCCCAAAUCAUGGAACCUGUUGGAAGAGUGAGGAAGGAACUCUGGGACCCCGAACAUUCUCACGGGUGUAAAAAGACAAAGUAAAUCCCCAUUAGCCAAGUUGGGGAGAAGUCACAUCCGUUACACAGCCUCUCCCAGACCGCCCUCUAGGAAGGACACCACAUUUAAAAACACCGGCCUGCCUCCAGUCCUUGGCUGCCUCACAGCGAUCCUCAGAGCCGGUUUCCCAAGGUCCGCGCGCCGCCUGCAAGGCGUAAACCCAAGCCGCUGCAGGUUGCUAGGAGAUACUGGUCCAGCCAUCUCCUCCAAUCAGCACGCAUCUCUUUGCGUCCAAUCACAGAGGCAGGAAGGGCCGUGGUGAGAGGUGAAAGGUCAUACUCCUGUUUGGCGGCCAUUUCUCUUGAAACUCUGCGGCUCGGGACCUGCGGUACCUGCUGUAGUCACGAGGGACGGGCGGCGGCCUGGUCGGCAGAGAGUAGCCUGCAACAUUCGGCCGUGGUUACGAUGAGUUUACCCCUCAAUCCCAAACCUUUCCUCAAUGGACUAACAGGAAAGCCAGUGAUGGUGAAACUUAAGUGGGGAAUGGAAUACAAGGGCUAUCUGGUAUCUGUAGAUGGCUACAUGAACAUGCAGCUUGCAAAUACAGAAGAAUACAUAGAUGGAGCUUUGUCUGGACAUCUGGGUGAAGUUUUAAUAAGGUGUAAUAAUGUCCUUUAUAUCAGAGGUGUGGAAGAAGAGGAAGAAGAUGGGGAAAUGAGAGAAUAGCAUCUUUUGUGGGGGAUUUUUUUUUUAUAUAUAUUUCUAGACAAUAAAGAUUUGUUUGUUUUUCAA